AUGGCAGAUAGCACAGCAUCCAGUGCCGCCCCGGGUGGCUUCCUUCCACAGUCACUGCCAUCGCCAGCGCCUAGCACAAGCUCGCCAACCACAUCUCUUGGCUUGCCACAUCCCCGAGGCCACUCGCUGAGGCCCGGAUCAGCCAAGGAAGAGCAGGUGCGCAGGUACGCCGAAGAUCGCUUGCUGCACAUCAGCCGGCGCUACGUCAAGAAGUACAGCAUAUCGUCGCCUGAUGACGAUGUCGUCGGCUACAAGAGCCUGAGCGAGCUGUGCAAAGACCUCGACAGCCUGAUCAACAUCCUCUGGCUCUCUGGCACUCCCAGCCUACAAGUACCUUAUUUCCUCAAUAUCAGCAACGAAUUCCUUACCUGGAUGACCUCAUUCCCGCCCUCCCCGAACGCCACGUUUGUCACCCUUCGGAAGCUUGAUCAUUGCUUUGCCAGUCUUCUGGCAGGUGAAGAUAUCGAAACGAAAGAGGUACUGCCGGGAUUCGAGAGAGGGCUGAGGUCUGGCCUCAGCCGGACGGACAUGGUGCGGUGCAAGAGCGUAGUCGAGCAGACGAGAGUACUGGUUGUGGAUGUCAUGAGCCGCGAGCCCGAGGAUGAGGAUAUGGACGAGGAGGAGACGGACGGUAACGUCACGGAGAGCGGCGCAGCGACCGACUCGAACAUGUCCAGCUCGAACUGGGAGGACGAUGACGACCCUUUCGAGAUGGAUGUUGCACGCGUCUACGAGAACACAAUUGUGGCUCUGGGAAAAGCCUUGGGCGAUGGCGGCGCGAUGGGCGAUAUCGCGAAGACAGCCGAAGCGGCACCUUCUUGA
This is a messenger RNA of Thyridium curvatum, 822 nucleotides long. RefSeq lists its product as uncharacterized. The transcript is spliced from 2 exons. Gene Ontology annotation, cellular component: transcription factor TFIIH holo complex. The record is from RefSeq and is a predicted model, not a curated record. The coding region runs from base 1 to 822 and encodes 273 amino acids. Lineage: Eukaryota; Fungi; Ascomycota; Sordariomycetes; Thyridiales; Thyridiaceae.